UGAAUUUCAAUUGCUGUCAGUCCAUAUGCUCAUGGUAUCAAGCCGAUUGCAACAACAAUAACCACAACAACGACAGCAACAUGUCACAUGACUCUCGAAACGAAGAUGCCGCUCAAAGGCCGCUCCUCGCAGACCAAAGAGAUGAAAAUGCCGCAGCGGCAGGCAUCACUGGAGCCUCCAGCUCGGAGCCCAGCACCUUCUCCAGGAGUUUGGGAACUUUAGCCGCCUUCUCCAUCGUCGUAUCCAUCGUCAUCGGGAGCGGCGUCUUCACUUCGCCUGGGUCCAUUGACAGCAAUGUUCCUUCGCCGGGUAUGGCUCUUAUCGUUUGGGUCGUUGGGGGGGGUUUAGCGUGGACCGGUGUGAGUCACUUGUUCAUCGAUCCGUGAUUACCAGCAUCCUCUAUUAUAUUGCUUUCCUCUGGUUCUGGACCAACGGUGCUGGUUCAACAAGUGGAUAUAUCACUGGAAAUCCGCCAAGCAAACGCCGUCUCCCGUUUCUCAAUCCCGGAGUCAUGUCGGGGGAAUU
Molecule: messenger RNA, 525 nt
Organism: Pseudomassariella vexata
Lineage: Eukaryota; Fungi; Ascomycota; Sordariomycetes; Amphisphaeriales; Pseudomassariaceae
Exons: 1
Coding region: 81-386 (101 amino acids)
Biological process (GO): amino acid transmembrane transport
Molecular function (GO): L-amino acid transmembrane transporter activity
Source: RefSeq, a predicted model, not a curated record